Ailuropoda melanoleuca (giant panda) is the source of this 4068-nucleotide messenger RNA. It is a transcript of the gene HSPBAP1, whose product is annotated as HSPB1 associated protein 1. The coding region runs from base 2454 to 3941 and encodes 495 amino acids. The record is from RefSeq and is a predicted model, not a curated record. Lineage: Eukaryota; Metazoa; Chordata; Mammalia; Carnivora; Ursidae. The transcript has 8 exons.
UUUAAAAAAAAAAUGUACUUAUAAAAAAACAGAAAAGAAAGGGGACCUUAAAAAUGCAAAAUAAAGAACCAUGUUACUGCUAUUAUAGCUUAAAGUUCAUAAUAUUUUAUUAUUUAAUAAAGAUGCUCUGUUUCCCUGGCACCUGGGUGGCUCAGUCCGUUGAGCAUCCAACUCUUGAUUUCGGCUCAGGUUGUGGUCAGUAGCCAGAGCACAGAGGAUUUUUAGGGCAAUGAAAUACUCUGUAUGAUAUAAUGAUGGAUAUAUGUCAUUAUAUUUUGGUCUAAAUCCAUAGAGUGUAUGAUGCUAACACUGUACCCUAAGAUAAACUGUGGACUUUGGGUGAUUGUGAUGUGUCAAUUCAGGUUUAUCCUGGUUAAAAAAAAAAAAAGUACCAUUCUGGUGAAUGAUGUUGAUAAUGGAGCCUAUGCAUAUGAGGGAAGGGGAUAUAUGGGAAAUCUGUACCUUUUCAGUUUUGUUAUAAACCGAGAACUACUCUAAAAUAAAUUCUUAAAAAACCAACCAACCAACAUGAAACUAUUUAUUAAGAAUCAGCCUAAAUUCUGAGAUGUUAGAGGAUCACACAUUGUUUGAAGCUUUUCAGUGAAAUUGAAGUGCGAUUCUUUGAAUCUGAUUCCACCCUCAGAUUGAGGUUGUAUUUCUUUCUCUUGGGCUCUGGUAGUUUUAAUUGUAGCCAGGUUUAUGUCUCGAUGAAGAGAAGAAUAUACUUAAAGUAACUCUUCUUCCAGUCUUCCUUGAAAUGAGUAAACAUUUAAAAUGGAAUAGGGAAACCCUUAAAGGGGACCUCUCAUGCAGACACCACUCGUGGCAACCUGUAUCACCAGCAUGAAGUAGGCAGAUAAGAAGUAACUUGAAAAGGGAGGACACUUUUCAAAUAGGAAUGUAUCUCCUGCUUUUGAAAGAAGGAAGAUCCCUCCCUGCCCCAGCAACAAUGUACUAACCGCCCCUUGCAGCCAAUGAGAAAUCGCCACAACCUCCAACUCUUGUUUUUGCCAAUGAACUUUUGUUCAGAACUUCCCCAUUCCCUCCUAAAGUCAAUUUGCUUGUCCUGAAUUGUAAUUCCCCUGCUAUUCCCAAAUAAGCGCAUUUUGGUGGUAAAAUAACUGGCGGUUUUAACAUUGACAUUCCCAAGGAAAAACCUCGUUCCAGAGUUGUAGGGACUUGAGUUUUGUGUAGUGCUGACAUUCCUAUAUGACUGCAUUUACUCCUCCUCAGUUGGAGAUGCCAUACUCUGUCAUUUUUUUUCUCAUUAAAAAAAAAAAAUGGCACAAGGAGGCAGUUGAGUUUAAAGAAAAGCAAAAGCCUAUGUAAACAAUUUCCAUGCUAGAGCAUAUAUAUAAUUCAUGUGUAGCUAAAUACUUUAUAUUUGAUAAGGACAAAUAACAGAAGAACUAUACUGUUGAAUUUUUUUAACUGUAGUGAAAACCAAAUAACAUAAAAUGUAUCAUCUUCACCAUUUUUAAGAGUACAAUUCAGUAGUGUUAAGUAUAUUCACAUUGGUGUGAAACAGAUUUCUAGAACUUUUUCAUCUUGUAAAUCUGAAACUCUACUCAGUAAACAACUCUUCUUUUCUCUCUCCCCUCAGCCCCUCUUACUGCCAUUCUACUUUGUUUCUAGGAAUUCAACUAUUUUAGAUACCUCAUGCAAGUGGAAUAAUACAGUAUGUGUCUUUUUGUGGCUGGCUUUUUUUCACUUAGCUAAUGUCUUCAAGAUUCAUUCAUGUUGUAGCAUAUGAUAGGAUUUCCUUCCUUUUUAAGGCUGAAUGAUAUUCCAUUGUAUGACGUCAGUGGACGUUUGGGUUGCUUCUAUCUUUUGGCUGUUAUAAAUGUGUAGCUAUGCAUAUGAGUGCAAAUAUCUUUUUAAGACUGCUGUUGAAUUUUUUUGAUGAACAGUUAGAUAAAAUAGCCAUUUUAUUUUGAAAUACAGAAAAUUUUCCUAGUGGAAUUCUGAAGAGCUAGAUGGAAACAUUUUGGUAGAAAUUUUGAAGAUACUUUGGAGCCUUUUAAAGAACUUUAGACUUUAAGAUACUAUUCUUUCUAGUAUUUUUUUUUUUUUUGGUAAAGAUUUUAUUUAUUUAUUUGAGAGAGAGCAAGAAAGAUCACAAGAGGGGUGAGGGACAGAGGGAGAAGCAGACUCCCUCCUAAGCAGGGAGCCUGAUGCAGGGCUUGAUCCUGGGACUCCGGGGACAUGACCUGAGCCAAAGGCAGAUGCCCAACCAACUGAGCCACCCAGGCACCCUAUUCUUUCUAGUAUUAACCUCACUUAAAAUAUAGAUUUACUUUUCCUUACUUUAAGUUUAGGACCAGUAUUACUUUUAAACUUAUAAGUACUAUUUAUGAGUUCUGGCUCGUAAAUGGAUUAAAGUGAGGAGGAGAAGAUGAUUUUUUGGCUUGACUGGGCAACAGUUACAAAUGUAAGAAGAUGGGAAGAAGAGGAUGCAAAGUGUCCAGCGUGUAACUGUCUUCUGUUCCCAGCCUGAACCUACUUGGGUGUUCACUACUGCACCAACCCUUGGUGAACAUGUCAAACCUUUUACACCAGAGAAAGCAAAAGAAAUUAUAAUGUCUUUACAACAACCUGCAAUCUUCUGUAACAUGGCUUUUGAUUGGCCAGCACAGCACUGGACUGUUAACCACCUUUCUGAGGUCCUUCGUGGCAAGCAGAUACGAUUCAGGAUGGGAAUGAAAAGAACAGAUACAGUUCCUCAGUUUGAAACCACGUGUGGUUCUGUAGAAGCUGCGCUGGAAGAUUUCCUGAGCUGGAACUGUGACCAGCCUACUAUGUCUGGACCAUUUAGAGAUUACGAUCAUUCCAAAUUCUGGGCUUAUGCUGACUAUAAAUAUUUUGUCAGCCUAUUUGACGACAAGGCAGAUAUUUUCCAGGAUGUGAUAUGGUCUGACUUUGGGUUUCCUGGAAGAAAUGGACGGGAAAGUACAUUGUGGAUUGGCUCCAUGGGGGCCCAUACACCCUGCCAUCUGGACUCUUAUGGUUGUAACUUAGUAUUCCAGGUACAAGGAAGGAAAAGAUGGCAUCUCUUUCCUCCUGAAGACACUCCUUUCCUUUAUCCAACUAGAAUCCCUUAUGAAGAAUCUAGUGUAUUCAGUAAAAUCAAUGUUGUCAAUCCUGAUUUAAAACGUUUUCCUCAGUUCUGCAAAGCUCGAAGACAUAUGGUUACGCUAAACCCAGGACAGGUUCUGUUUGUCCCCAGACACUGGUGGCAUUACGUAGAAUCCAUUGAUCCUGUCACUGUCAGUAUAAACUCAUGGAUUGAGCUGGAAGAGGACCACCAGGCCCGGGUAGAAGAGGCAAUCACACGCAUGCUUGUGUGUGCCCUGAAGACGGCAGAGGACCCACACAAUACCGGAGCUUGGUUAAAUCCAACCGAGGUUGGGGAAACAUCCCAUGAAGUCAAUUGUCGCUACUUAAAUAGAGCCGUUUCUGCCCUUUUUGAUCAUUACAGAACAUCUAAGGUAGUAGAAAUCCAAGCACUGAGAACAAGUAGAGAGGACGUGAAAAAGGAGGGCUCAGAUGUGCACAGUCGCACGGAGGUGGAACAAACAGGUGGCCAGGACUUAGUCCUCGGAACAGGAAAACAGGAGGCAGCAAGUCCCUUUGGCCCUGAUCUAGUUCCUGUAAUACUGAGUUCUGAAGAAGUACCCUCAGAGAGAGGAGGUAGAUUUGAAGGUGAUGGUAAAGACUUUGUUGGCAAAGAUGGAGAACACUCUGGAAAAUUGCAUUGUACCAAGAGGCAACGAAUGAUGAGUAAAAGUGAGGAUGCAAUUGUGGAACAAAUUGCUUCAAAUAGUACGGCUCCUUCUCAAACAUUCAUUUCUACAGAUGACCUGCUAGACUGCUUGGUGAAUCCACAAGUAACCAGGAUAGUGGCACAACUUCUGAUACAAGGAAGAAGUUUGUGGUUCUAAGGAAAUGACUUUUAAAAUAGUACUUUAGGGGUGCCUGGGUGGCACAGUGGUGGAGCGUCUGCCUUCGGCUCGGGGCGUGAUCCCGGCAUUAUGGGAUCGAGCCCCACAUCAGGCUCCUCUGCUAUGA